Symbiodinium pilosum is the source of this 426-nucleotide messenger RNA. Lineage: Eukaryota; Dinophyceae; Suessiales; Symbiodiniaceae. The record is from the annotation of a GenBank genome assembly.
AUGCUGCACCGCGGUGGUUCUGCGGAGAUCGUCUCUCGAUUGAUUGAAGCCGAAGCAGAUGUGAAUGAUCGGUUCACCACUCCUGUUUGCAGCGUGCUGGGAGUGAUGCUCAGGACACUGAGCCUCCGGCAUGCGUGGAGGACAUCGGCCCUGAGUGCUUAUGCCUACCAUCAUUUUGGAGCCACGCCUCUGAUGUCCAGCAUCCUUACUGGCACCUUUGAGGUCACCGCAAUUCUUUUGGGCACCGGUGCGAGCACAGAGCUACGAAAUGCACGCGGGCGUACGGCCUGGGAUCUUGCGGUGGAGACUGCAGCACCGGACUACGUCGUCUCGGCGCUGGAGGGGAAGGGAGAUGCCUACGACAGCCUCGUCCUUGCCUUCGCGGACAUCGUCCGAGAGAUUGGCUUCAUCUCAGAAGAGCUCUGA